Molecule: messenger RNA, 3755 nt
Organism: Rhineura floridana
Lineage: Eukaryota; Metazoa; Chordata; Lepidosauria; Squamata; Rhineuridae
Gene: NR4A3
Product: nuclear receptor subfamily 4 group A member 3
Exons: 8
Coding region: 639-2501 (620 amino acids)
Biological process (GO): cellular response to corticotropin-releasing hormone stimulus; regulation of transcription by RNA polymerase II
Cellular component (GO): nucleus; transcription regulator complex
Molecular function (GO): nuclear glucocorticoid receptor binding; nuclear receptor activity; zinc ion binding
Source: RefSeq, a predicted model, not a curated record
GGGUCAGUAGCGUCAGGCUCCCAUGGCGUCACUAUUGACGUCUCGCAUUCCAGCCGCUGUAUGAAGAGGCCUCUACGGCUCCUCUCGCAUAAAUGACGCGCGGCGUGGAGGGAGAGGGAGAGCAAGCGCGCACUCAGGAGCCUCCUUCAGUUACAACCGACAGGGACGGGGACAGGCUCUGAGCGCGCCGCAGCUAGCCGGCCGGCCUAUAUAAACAAAGACACAUUGCUUUGGCUUGGACUCCUUACUCAGUCCCAACUCUCACAGCAGCGACACGCGGGAGACGCGGCUUCGCUUCGCUCCUGCUAUAUCCCGGCUCUCCCCCGCCCCUUCCAACCAUCCAAUGCCUCAGGACAGCGCAUCCCCCCGGACUGAAGCCACAUCGGAGCCUUGGGCUUUCAUCUCUGCUACGCCUCAGGACAGCGGCAACCUGCUGAGGUUUUCAGGGAAAUAAAGCGUUGGACACACUACAUGUAAAGACGGAACCGCCACAGCAACCGAAGCACAGGUCGGAAGAGCCCCCUCUUGUGAGGCCCGUCGCAGAGGAGGGAUCGCCCUCGCCUCAGCUUGCCCCAGUGACAGCUGCUACCGUCCAGCCAGCCGCCCCCACCAUUCAGCGAACAAGCCACCCUCCAGAUAUGCCCUGUGCACAAGCCCAGUACAGCCCUUCGCCCCCUGGCUCAAGUUAUGCAGCUCAGACCUUCACCUAUGGCUCAGAGUACAAUCCUGAGAUCAUGAACCCGGAUUAUGCCAAGCUUACCAUGGAGCUGAGCAGUGCUGAGAUCAGUGCGGCUGCCACCACCUCUCUGCCCAGCUUCAGCACUUUUAUGGAGGGCUAUGCUGGGAAUUAUGAGCUCAAGCCCUCCUGCUUAUACCAAAUGCAGUCUGCCACCUCUUCUUCCUCACCUUCCUCUUCUACAAGCCAGAGGCCCCUCAUCAAGAUGGAAGACAAUCGGAUGCACAGUUAUCACCCUUCACUGUCUCCCUCUGCUGAUGAAGGCAUGGCUUUGAACACUUCCAUGUACUUCAAGCAGUCCCCACCCUCCACACCCACCACCCCUGGAUUUCCUCCCCACCAGGCCCCCUGGGAUGAACCGUCACCCCACCCACUUCCACCAGCACAGACCUGCAUGGCCCCCAGACACCUGAUGAACACUGUCCCUAUGAAAACUGUGCCUGGCCGCUUCCCACUUUUCCAUUUCAAACAUUCACCACCCCACACACCGUCUGCCAGUGCCCACAUGUGCUACGAUACCACUGCCUUGAGCCUACCCAUAGGAUCGGAAAGACCCACCGCUAGCCAGGCUGCUAUGGAAAACCAUCCAUAUGGGCUUCCGUUGUCCAAGAGAGCAGCUGCCUUAGCCUUCUCACCACUGGGCCUCAAUGCUGCCACUUCCAGUCUUUUGGGUGAGAGCAGUGGUAGCAGCAGUGGUCUUCCCUCUCCACCCAGCAGAAGUUCAUCAUCAGGAGAGGGCACUUGCGCUGUAUGUGGGGACAAUGCUGCCUGUCAGCACUAUGGAGUUCGGACAUGUGAGGGUUGCAAAGGCUUUUUCAAGAGGACAGUUCAGAAAAAUGCAAAAUAUGUUUGCUUGGCUAACAAAAAUUGCCCAGUGGAUAAGCGCCGUCGAAACAGAUGUCAAUACUGCCGAUUUCAGAAGUGUCUCAGUGUCGGCAUGGUAAAAGAAGUUGUCCGUACUGACAGUUUGAAAGGGAGAAGAGGCCGGCUGCCUUCCAAACCAAAGAGCCCUUUACAGCAAGAACUUUCCCAGCCCUCCCCACCUUCUCCUCCAGUCAGUAUGAUGAGUGCUCUUGUGCAAGCUUUAUCCGAUUCUGCACCCAGAGAGCUUGAUUAUUCCAGAUACUGUUCCACCGAGCAGACUUCUACAGGUACAGAUGCAGAACAUGUACAACAGUUCUAUAAUCUCCUCACUGCCUCCAUUGACAUAUCCAGGGGCUGGGCAGAAAAAAUCCCAGGAUUUACAGACCUCCCAAAGGAAGAUCAAACUCUACUGAUAGAAUCAGCCUUUUUGGAGCUUUUUGUAUUGAGACUGUCCAUCAGGUCUGAUACUGCUGAAGAUAAAUUUGUUUUCUGCAAUGGACUUGUACUUCAUAGACUUCAGUGCCUUCGUGGAUUUGGGGAGUGGCUUGACUCAAUUAAAGACUUUUCCUUAAAUUUACAGAGCCUCAGCCUUGACAUCCCAGCCUUAGCAUGCUUAUCAGCUCUAAGUAUGAUUACAGAACGACAUGGCUUAAAAGAACCAAAGAAAGUGCAUGAGCUAUGCAACAAGAUCAUGAGCAGUUUUAAAGAUCACCUAGCCUUCAGCUGCCAAAGCAAAGGACAACCUUUUGAGCCAGUGGAGUCAAAGGUACUAGGGGUCCUUGCUGACUUGCGUUCCCUCUGCACACUAGGACUGCAGCGGAUCUUUUACCUGAAAUUGGAAGAUUUGGUGCCUCCCCCUUCCAUUAUUGACAAACUGUUUCUGGACACCUUACCAUUCUGAGGUUGAAAUUACCCUCAUGAAAGGCACUGUCUACCAGAGCACGUGAAAAAGACUGAAACGUACUGCUAAGAAUGCUGCUCUCAUUUAACUGGGGAGGGAGGAGCAGUUCCAGCCCUAAGCAUUGGACUUUUCCUAAUGGAUUUCCUUGCAAACUGCCUAAAACAGAACUACAGUUUUGGAAAUAGGAAAUUGGAGGGAGGGAGCGUUGAGUGCAGUUCUUGUUUUGAUUUUUAAUCACUAAUAUGGCACUUUUGGACGAUGCUACCCCAGCAGGAAAAAUACUCUAAUGAAUAGCACCUCCUCUUCGGUGCUGAGCAGAAAAUUGUAGAUGCUGUGUUUGAAAAUAAUAGUGUUUGAUAACUGUAACAAUGACGAAUUGUUCAUCCAGGUAGUAUGUAUUUUAUAGUUUAUAACUUUAGCAUACUUCCUGUACCAAGGGCACAUUAUCCUGGCACAAAUGAAGCUUCUGUUUUUUUCUAAUGUUGAUUCAUGUUUCGUAUAAAUCAGAUACAGCAAAAUGACAAUGGCUGUUAACUCCCAUGGUCAAGUGCAAUUUUUAAAGUGCUGUCUUACUAAGUCUUAUUCGUUAAUUAUAAUUUAUUUUAAUAUAAAAAAUAAAAUGAAAGAAACAAAGGUGAGGAAAAAGUUUUACAUGCACUAACUUCCAUGACAAAGUUUCCCAAACUUUGGAUCCAUGUAACAUGACUUAUUAAUAUGCCUGGGGGGGGGGAGCAAGGCACAGGCAAUUUGUGAUGAGGCCACAUUCUUAUUAAGUAAAUAACAAUGCAUAGUUACUGAAAGGGUCGGCACCAGGCAUAGUUAAAGUCUAGAACUGAAUUUAGCAAAUUGCUUAGUAAAUGGAUACAAGACAGUUUGGAAGAACAUGUCUUGUAAAAAAUAGUCUGAAUGUAAAUGCUAGGAAGGGUUUAGUAGGCUGCAUUUUAAACAUUCCAUGUAUGUACUUCCUUUUUUUUGGUAUGUUUAUACUGUUGAUGCCAUAUUAAUAUGAAACUAUUUGUUGCAUAGUGUCUUUAUUUGUAUAAAUAUUUGCAUGCAAUAAUAUAUUGUAAAGCUUUGCCUGUAUUUAUUGCAAUGACUGCCAGUUCAUGGGAGCUGUGUUACACAGAUUAACUAAAUAGUAUGUUCACACGGACUCAGUUAUAUAAUGAGUGUGGAUGGUCUUACACACAUAUAUGCGUGCAUUUCUAUUAACCAACUGUAUAUAAAAUUUGUCCUUCCACAAGUAAAACUUAC